Lotus japonicus is the source of this 1467-nucleotide messenger RNA. RefSeq lists its product as uncharacterized. NCBI's taxonomy places the organism in Eukaryota, Viridiplantae, Streptophyta, Magnoliopsida, Fabales, Fabaceae. The record is from RefSeq and is a predicted model, not a curated record. Gene Ontology annotation, cellular component: nucleus. The transcript is spliced from 3 exons. Gene Ontology annotation, biological process: pseudouridine synthesis. Bases 750 to 1001 code for a protein of 83 amino acids. Gene Ontology annotation, molecular function: pseudouridine synthase activity; RNA binding.
CACUUAUCUUGAAGAUGAUUAUUUUUUGGUAGGAUUAGAUAAGAUUUUGUUCCAAAAAGAGUCACUCAUGACGUAUAUCUUGAGAUUUAAGACAUUUUAGUUAGGAUCAUGAGCAAAUCCAUUUGGUGUCAGAUGAAAAAGAUCUAUUAAAAGAUCUUGCUCCGCAUAAAAUGCAGGAAUCAAAAAGUAUAUAUGUAUGUAUCAAGAUAAAACAGGUUGAGAAUUUUGCAUAGAUAUUGGAAAGAUUUCAAGUUGACAAUGCAUUACAAGUAGUUUAGGACCUGAGCAUUUAAUGAUCUAAGAGGACCUUGGAAGAUUUAUUUGAGGUCAGACAGAUUCUUUUGAACCUCAUCUAACUCAUCAAAUCUAGGCAAAUACCCGCAAAAUUUCCUAAAAUACUGCCUCGUGCUUCUUCAGUUUGGUAUUGUGUUGACUUUUUACCUCAAUCAGGAUAAUGAAGAAGAAAUUUUUUUUAUAGUUUCCUUCAAGAAGACGUGGGAAGAGGAAGCAUACAAUGAGAUUCAUAUCAAGCAAAGCUCUUGAACUACACAUCAUGCAUGACAAAUUGACAAUAAUAAGUGGUUUGUAGACAGACAGAUAUAAUUCCAAUUAUUCUAUUCUAUUUCCAACUACAGAGAUCAGAACAACAGAGAGAAAAGAGCUUGAAGCCGGAAGACGAUGAACUGCGAAAGCAGAUUUGUUAGGCUUAGCAUCAAUGCAGCGUCUAAUAGCGAAGAAAGUAUCGAGAAAUGGAGGCUGCAGAAAGACUCUGUUGCUUGCUUGGCUACUUAGUUGCUGAAAGGGCUGUGCUGCAAAGUUUAAAAAAGUGUCCUGGAAACUGCUUGCAGGCUCUGAAAGCUAUUCCACGGAGUUUGAGAAUGAUGUAUGUACAUAGUUACCAAAGCUAUUUGUGGAACCAUGCAGCAAGUACAAGGGUGCAAAAAUAUGGUAAUGUGAUCUUCAAUAGUUUUCUAGAUCUGCUUGCUUUGUGUGGCAAUUAACUUCUAAUGAACUUACAUCUCCUUACAUCCUUACUUCAUUCAAUACACUCUCCUUACCUUGAAUUAUUAUUAUGGUAGUUGAAGCCAAAAUAUUCAUUUAUUCAGUUGAAUUUGAUUCUACCACGUGCAAGAACUGAACAAGUAGUUUUAGGAGACUUAGUAUAUUGUAAAGAAAAUUCUUCUGGAAAUGUUAGAGAGCACAUUGGACCUGAAUGUGACGAAGACUACAGUGGUGGGCAUGAUUCUAAUAAUGAAGAUGAGGUCUCUACAGAUGUUCAUGAAGAAAUAAAUAGUAAUGUCAAGGUUAGUCUGAUCAUUUUGGCCCGGAAAGCUAAUAUACUCAACCAAUGUUGCUGCUUUAGGAGUAUGUCCUCUUCAUAUGAUGUUUCUUAGAGAGAAGAUGGUCUGGACAUGUGUUGAGAAGAUCUAUAUGGUUUAUAGAAGCACCAAUAAAGAUGGUAGACUA